This is a messenger RNA of Hydra vulgaris (swiftwater hydra), 2291 nucleotides long. RefSeq lists its product as uncharacterized. The record is from RefSeq and is a predicted model, not a curated record. NCBI's taxonomy places the organism in Eukaryota, Metazoa, Cnidaria, Hydrozoa, Anthoathecata, Hydridae.
CUGGUUUCUUUUGAUAUCUGUAUUAAAAAUAUAUAGUUUUAUUGCAAAAAAUGAAAUGAAAUGGUCAGCCCUACCUAUUUAAAGACAUGCUGUGUAUAUUUGGGAGUUAGGAGGGGAGGGGUUCAAUUAAAAAAAAUCCGUAAUUUUUAAAAUUUUCAUUUAAGUGUAAAUAAAAACAAUGUCAACAAGCAUUUAUUAUGUUAAAAAAUCUCAUUGUGAAGUUUUUCUUGUUGGAGAAACUUUUAACAUAAAAGAAUCAGAACAAUACCUAUCACAUAAUUGCCAACUAAAAGAACUGUAUUGCAAUAUUACCAUUACAGAGAUCUUAUGCUAAGAGCUGAUUUUCCAAACAUUUCAUCAGUUAGUAUAGCUUCAUGUCCACUUGGUGAUUUCUUUACUGCAAAAUGUGCUGAAAUAGGUGGUUGUCUUCAAAAAUGUUUACCAUGCGUCCUUUACGAGGUGAAGAAAAUUUGGCAAAAAGCAGGAAUUCCUUUCCUGACAAAUACUGACAAGCAUAUCAGGUUUUUAUUAUAUUAAAAUGCUUUUUAAUUUUUAGUUUAAUCCAGUUUAAAAUUGAUAUUAUACAAGUAACAAUUAUAAAGUCAUAACAUUUUAUAUAUUUAUAAUAAAUUACAAAAGUUUUAAUGAAUUCUUUUACUUUUGUUUUAGAGACAAGAUUGUUGACUUAAAAAAGAAAAGAUUUAAACAAACACAGGAACCGUUUAAGUAAAAAUUUAGUUUUAAAAAGAGAAACUUUUUCAAGAAUGCUAGAAGAAAUAUUCGAUGUAAGUCAAAACAAUUGUGAACAUACUAUUAUGAAAGAUAAAACUAAAGAUUUCAAAACUAGAAGAGAGGAUGUAGAUUUUCUUAACGACCAGAAAGGAGCGCACACUCAGAAAAUGUUGGGUAAAGAUAAAAUUUCACAAAAUAUUGUAAAAAAUAAAAAAAAAAAAGAAAUGAAAAAAAAAACCAAAGUAUAAAAGAAUCCUUAAGAAAACAGAAAGAGUUGUUUACUGAGAAAUUUGAUGACACAAUGAAAAAUUUAAAUACUUUAGAUAAUGACCAAGAUGAACAGUAUCUACAGCCUUCUAUAAAAAUUAAAAAAUCUAAUGCUGUUCCUCUUAUAGUUCCUAAAAAUAUAGGAAAAGAUUUAGCUCCAACAGCAUCACAAUAUAGAAUAAGUUCGACUGCACUGAGUGCAACUUUUGCUUCUCUUAUAAAUAACAGUUCUGGAACAACAGAUGAUUUUUCUAUUUCUGAACGAAGUAUUUUGAGGCAGAAAAAAUCAAGUAUAAGUACAACUGCCUGUAAAAUUAAAGACAACUUUAUUAUAUUGGCUAAGGGUAAAAGUCUUACCCUGUGUUUUGAUUCCAAAAUUAUGGUAGAAUUGAAAAAAAUUGGUAAAGAAAAAGUUGAAAGAUUAGCUGUGCUAAUCAGUUCACCAGAUCUUUUAGAAUCCCAACUUUUGGGUAUUUUAAUUGUGAAAGAUGGCACUGCCGAGUCUCUUGGGAAAGCAAUCAAAAAAACUUUACAAGACUGGGAGCUAUUCGACUAUGUUGAUUGUCUGUCCUUUGACACCACAGUCACAAAUACUGAUUGGCUAAAAGGAGUCUGUACUCUUAUUGAGCAGUGGAGAGGAAAAGCUUUGAUUUGGAUGGCUUGUCGUCAUCAUGUCUACGAAUUACAUAUUUUUAUAUUUAUUUAUUUAUUUAAUAUUUCUCGAUGAAUUUAAUAAUGAUUCACCUUAUUAUUAAAAAUUAGUUAAGUGAUUUGAAAUAAAUAUAUUUUAGUACUUUUCAAGUGUUCUUACUGGAGGUAAAACAAGUGGACCAAAGACUGAGUUAUUUGAAAGGCUAAAGUGUAAUUGGAAGUCGAUUCUUGAAAAGAAGAUAAAUUAUGAUAAUCUAAAGAGAUUUGACUCAGAAAAAAAAAUUAAAUCUUUUUUGGAAAAGCAGGCUUCUGAAUUAUUAACAUUCCUUCAAAAUUGCCUCGAUAAUGAUAUAUUUCCAAGAAAUGACUACAAGUAUUUUAUACAGUUAGCAGUGGCAAACUUUAGAUUUCACUUUAGAUUUCCAAUGGCUUCACAUCAUGCCAGGUUUAUGGCACAGGGCGUUUAUUAUUUAACAUACGACAUUCUACAGCCACAAUUUAGUAACUUAUGUCCUGAUAUCAGGCCUUGCGAUGAAUAAGAACUGCGCGACGCAUAAGCACGACGCGAUUUUUGACGUCAUUAAAUUCUUUUUAUUUGCUUUUCAUAUUUAUUGACAUUAACUGCACCAAUUUACUUAAUU